Nezara viridula (southern green stink bug) is the source of this 510-nucleotide messenger RNA. Lineage: Eukaryota; Metazoa; Arthropoda; Insecta; Hemiptera; Pentatomidae. The record is from the annotation of a GenBank genome assembly.
AUGAACUUACAACUUCAUUCCAAUGACAGAGAAGCAAAAAGGGUCCCUUAUCUUCGACAUCUGUCUUAUCUCCUUCUCAUCGCGGUCGGCGAUUCCCUUCCCUGGAGGUGGGUGGAUGGUGUCACAAUCCUUCGGGGCGAGAAAGUCAUCAAAGGGCUGACGAAGAGCAAGCUGGCCGCGACAACGAUGAACCCCCACUACCACCCCUACUCGGAGCUGCCCUCCCCACAUUCGCCACCACCGGACGCCGGAGGGUACGCCAACGGGCACCACGUCGAGCACCACUUCCCCCACCACCACCAUCACCACCACGGCAACAACGGUGGUGUCAAAGUCUGCGCAGGAUGCGGCGGUAAAAUCGUUGAACGAUACUUACUCCACGCACUGGACCGUUACUGGCACAACUCCUGCCUCAAGUGCACAUGCUGCGGGGCGAUGCUGGCCGACAUCGGGUCCUCUUGCUUUACCAAAUCCAAUAUGAUACUCUGCAAAAACGAUUACAUAAGGUGA